AUGACAGCCCUCGUCCGAUUAACCCUGCUCCGGCGACACCUCGAUUCUUCCUUUCACCUCCGCCCCUCCUCCCUCCUCGACUCGAUUCCGCCGCCACCGCUGCCCAGCACAAUGAUCGAGAAUCCAGACAAGGACGAAAUAGCGAUGGAAAAACCCAUCCCUCCUCUCCCAAAAGAGCGACUAUCCCUCCCCCACCGCCUAAACUGUUUCCUCCAACUCUGGCUGCUCAAAUCCCUUGCCACCCUCUACUUCCUCUACCUCCGCCUCGUCAACCCCCCUCAACCGGGCACCCAACCAACCCUGACCAAGCGCUACGCCUGCCGCCCAACCCUGGAAACCCGCAUCUUCUACCCGCGCUCCUACGACUCCGCCCAGCGCCAACUCCUCCCACUCUACCUGAACAUCCACGGCGGCGGCUUCGCGCUGUGCGACGCUACCGUCGAUGACCCCUUCUGCAGCGCCUGGGCUAACCGCACCGGAAUGCUAGUCGUCAGCCUCAACUACCGCAAGGCGCCGCUCCACCCCUUCCCAACAGCCACCUUUGACGUUGCCGAAGUAGCCAAGUGCGUGUUAGCAGAUGACUCCCUCCCAAUUGACCACUCGCGCAUCGCCAUCGGCGGCUUCAGCGCAGGCGGCAACCUCGCGCUGUCUGCCUCGCAAUUCCCCGGUCUGAAAGGCCUGAUAAAAGCAGCAGUGAUUUACUACCCCAUCGUGGAUUUCGGCCACCCACCCAAUGAAAAGCUAGAUUCGAGACCGUACAAAGGUGGUCCGAAGGAUACGCUGGAAAAGACCUCCUGGUGGCUGGACUGGGGGUAUGUGAGUGUAGGGCAGAAUCGGAGGGAUCCACUGCUCAGUCCGGUGUAUGCGAGGAGGGAUGAGCUGCCGCCGUGGAUCUAUAUGAUUGGGGCGCAGUGGGAUAUGCUCCGGUUAGAGACGCAGCACAUGAUUCAUGGGUUGGCGGGGUUAGAGGAUAGAGUCGGGGUUGAGCAGGAGGAGGACUUUGAGGUGGGCAGGUAUAAGUGGACAUUGGCGAGGGGGUGUUCGCAUGGGUUUACCCAUGCGUCGCCGGGACGGAAGAAGGGGGGAAAUAGUAGGAGGAAGAGGGAGGAAGUUGCGAGGGGGAUUUAUGAGGAGGCGCAUGAGUGGUUGAAAAAGUCUCAGGUUCUUUCUUAG
Molecule: messenger RNA, 1173 nt
Organism: Penicillium egyptiacum
Lineage: Eukaryota; Fungi; Ascomycota; Eurotiomycetes; Eurotiales; Aspergillaceae
Source: the annotation of a GenBank genome assembly